AUGAAUUUCCAACAAGGUGAACCCUCGCCCGUCCCGGCUCCGUCCUCAUUGUCGUUUACGCAAGGAUUCCUCCUUGGACAGCUCUCCGUUGUACUCCUGAUCGGGGCUUUCAUCAAGUUCUUUAUCUUUGGUGAAGCACCGCCUCCGCCGUCUCGCGGUCUGCGCUCCGCCACACACCGUCGCUCCAAUUCGAUCUAUACCAUUUCACCGAACGAUGCAUCCAAUGUUUCCAGAUCGUUAAGGGAAAAGCCCUCGACUUCCAACGUCCUUCGUCCAGUCCCAUCUUCUUCAACCAACACCCGAUCCAUCCUUCGGAAAACCUACUACAGCGCCAUUCCUACAAAUCCUGUGAAGCAUGGCCGUCACAGGGUCCAUCACUCCUCCCACCAACCGGAAUCGUUGGAUUGGUUCAACGUCCUGAUUGCCCAAACGAUUGCCCAGUAUCGACAAACCGCGUAUCUGCUGAAAGACUCGCCCACGUCGUCGAUUCUUAGCUCGUUAACAGCAGCGUUAAACAACCCCGAAAAGAAGCCUUCAUUCAUAGACAAGAUCGCGGUGACGGACAUAUCCCUUGGCGAGGAGUUUCCGAUUUUCAGCAAUUGUCGCAUCAUCGCGGUGGAUGAUCCCAACUCCGAUGGUGGGAGGCUUCAGGCAUUGAUGGACGUUGACUUGAGCGAUGACAAUCUCUCAAUUGCUAUCGAGACCUCUUUGCUGAUGAACUAUCCCAAACCAUGUUCCGCAAUCCUCCCAGUGGGCCUAUCUAUAUCAGUUGUCCGAUUCUCGGGGACAUUGUGCAUAUCUCUUGUACCUGCGUCUACGCCUCCCCUUGACACUCCGUCUCCAUCGCCUCCUCCCCCUGCAGCGGAUGCUGCCAAUGCCAGCUCACGGCCCAAAAACAACUCGGACAGAACCCAUCCUCAGUCCGCCAAUACACAAGGGGGCGCUGAUGGUGAAGGCCCACAAAAAACCGGCACUCCGAAGAGCAAUGUCGCGUUCUCGUUUCUGCCGGAUUACCGGCUGGAUCUUUCCGUCCGAUCACUUAUCGGGUCGCGUAGCAGACUUCAAGAUGUGCCUAAGGUGGCCCAGUUAGUCGAAGCUCGGGUCCAUGCCUGGUUUGAGGAGCGAGUCGUUGAACCCCGAGUGCAGGUGGUAGGGUUACCGGACCUAUGGCCUCGGAUGGGCAGAACAGGAGUCCGGACAGGCGAGGACUCGGAGACCGGCUCCAACGCAGCAUCUCGGUCCGCCAUGUCGGCCGACAUGGGCAACCCGCUUCGCGACGACGAAAGCGAUCGGGAACCAGAAGGCCUCCGGUAUCGGGGAGGGCUGGGAACGCGGCGACCGUUUGACAGCGCCUCACGCUCCAGCAGCUUCAACGUUGAGACCGGGGGGUUCCGAAGCCACAGUAUGACUCGAGAGCACAGUGCCGGAGGCAUGAGUGAUCCAUUCCACAUGCCCGGCUCGAUGCCUGAUGGCGCAAUGACAAAUUAA
Aspergillus melleus is the source of this 1488-nucleotide messenger RNA. RefSeq names its product ERMES complex subunit MMM1 (gene mmm1). NCBI's taxonomy places the organism in Eukaryota, Fungi, Ascomycota, Eurotiomycetes, Eurotiales, Aspergillaceae. The transcript has 3 exons. Gene Ontology annotation, cellular component: ERMES complex; endoplasmic reticulum. The record is from RefSeq and is a predicted model, not a curated record. Bases 1 to 1488 code for a protein of 495 amino acids. Gene Ontology annotation, biological process: mitochondrion organization; phospholipid transport. Gene Ontology annotation, molecular function: lipid binding.